AUGAAACUGGUCGCAGGAACGCUCCACAUGGGCCUCCUCUUCCUCCGCCGCGCCGCGGCCUUCCACCGCCGCGCCGCGCCGCUCUGCCGGCGCGCGGUGCUCCGCCGCGCGUCGACGAAGCCCGUGGCCAUCGCCUACGACCUCGAGACGACGUCGGCGUGGCCCGCGACGGCCGAGGUCGUGCAGCUCGCGUUCACGAACGUCGCGAACAGCGACGAGCACUUCCAGGCGCUCGUGCUGCCCGAGGGCGGCGUCGACGGCGGGGCCGCGGCCGUCCACGGCUACACGAAGGCGAGCCUGAAGAAGAAGCGCGCGCUGCCCUUCGACGUCGCCUGGGGCAUGGCCAGGGACUGGCUCGACGCCGUCCGCGACGACCGGCCCGUCGUCCUCGCCGCGCACAACGGCGACCGCUUCGACCACCCGAUCCUCCGGCGGCUCGUGGCGAAGCACGCGGCCGAGGCGGACCUGGCGUCGGCGCUCUGGUUCGACACGCUGCCGCUCGCGCGCGAGGCCUUCCCGGACCGGAGGGGGCCCGGCUCGCACACGCUCGGGCGGCUGUUUUCGGACGCGACGGGCGGCCCGCUCGGCGGCGCGCACGACGCGCUCGCCGACGCGCGCGCCGUCGCGGAGGUCUGGCCCUGGUUGGUCGCGCGCCGGGGCGAGGCCUGGGACGACCACCUCGCGGCGCUCGCGGCGCCGCGCGCCGCGGCGAAGCCGAAGCGGAAGCGGCGGGCGCCGUCGAAGGCCGCCGCCGCGGGGCCGCCGCCCGAGGACAUCGAGUCGCUGCCGGGCGUCGGGCCCUACCUCGCGAAGCAGCUCCGGGCCCGGGAGAUCGCCGACCGCGUCGCCCUGGAGCAGUUCUACCGCGUCGAGUGCGCGUCGAGCAGCGACGAGGUCUACGCGAGGCUCGCGGCCAUGCUGCCCCGCGUGAACAAGUUCGCGCUCCGCAAGGUCGCCAGGGGCCUCGCCGUCACGCCGCCCCUCGACGUGCCGGGCAACGGCACCGCCGUCGCUUGGCAGGCGCGCUGCGCGGCGAAGCGCGACGAGAUCGAGCGCGACACGCGCAUGCUCGACGAGCGGAAGAAGAACCGCAUCGAGCGGCUCUACCGCGAACUCGAGGCGACGAAUGAGGCCCUGGUGCCCGUCGAGGCGACGACGGCGCGCGCGGAGGGCGACCGGGACCGCGUCGUCGACGGCAAGCUGGACCUGCGGGACCGCAUGAUGCGCGAGCUCGUCAUCCCGCGGAGCGUCGAGCAGUGUCUGGAGACGCGGUCGCUGCGGACGCUCGUAUUGCGGGGCAACCGGCUCCGCGUGCUCGACGCGCGGACGCUCGCGCCGCUCGUGAGCCUCGUGUCCCUCGACGUGAGCCGCAACGAGCUCGAGCGCCUCGGCCCCACGGGCGCCGUGACGGUCCACAGCGACGACGCGGCCCGCUACGCCGCGCACCCGAGCCUCCGGCGCAUCUCGGCGCUGCCGCCGAGCUCGGGCACCGCGCCGGCCGUCGGCGGCUUCCCGCCGGGCCUGGAGACGCUCUGCGCGGCCUACAACCGCAUCGCGCGGCUGAGCUUCGGCCCGGGCGGCGCGCCGCGGCUCUUGAGAGUGUCCGUGGCGCACAACUGCGUGAAAUUCGUCGCCAAGGACGUCGACAAGGCGCCCUUGCUCGAGGAGCUCGACCUGCGGGGCAACCACCUCCCGACGGCCCAGCUCCGCCACCUCGCGCCCCUGCGCCGCGUGAAGCGGCUGCUGCUCGCGGGCAACCCGCUCUCGGACGACCGCCGCCACUCGCACGGCCUCCCCGCGCACCUCCGCGGCGCCCUCAACGCGCCGCGCCUGCCCCGGGCGCCGCCCGUCCCGAGCCGCCCCCCGCCGGAGACGCUCCGGCCCGAGCCCGCGCGGGGCGCGGCGGCCGCGCCGCCGCCGCCGCCGGACGACGACGACGACGACGUCUCCAUGCCGCCGGCGCCCGUCGACGACGAGCGCUUCCGCUCGCGGGAGCCGUCGCCGCCGCCGCCGGACGACGACGACCGCUUCGCGUCCCGCCGGCCGCCAAAUUUCGUCUCCCAGCGGCCGGCGUCUCCCGAACCGGAGUCGCGCGGGCCGCCGUCUGCCGUCGCCCGGGUCCUCCGUUCCGAACCCUCCCCGGCGCCGUCGCGCGCGCGGUCCGAGGCCUCCUCGGCCGCGUCGCGCGCGCGGCCCGCGGCGGCGCGCGCGCCGGCGCGCGGCCGGCCCGAGGCGUCGCCGCGGCCCAGCGUCAGCGACCUGGCGUCGGACGCGCCGGGCUCGCCGCCCGCCUGGGCCGCGUCCGGCGCGGCGGCGCGGCGGCCCGAGCCCGAGGCGCCGUCCGAGCCGGACGCGCGCGCGGCGGCGGCGCCGGCGAACGUGCGCGGCGCCGCGCCGCCGCCGGCGAGCGUUCGGUCCGCGGCGUCGCCGUCCGAGGCACGGGGAUCUUCAAGUAUCCCCUUGUCCGAGGCGGCGUCGAAGCGGUCCGAGAGCCCGACGUCGACGGUGCCGACGCCGCAGUCCGAGCGGAAGCCGACGCUCCGGGAAAACGGCGACGCGUCGAGGCGGUCCGAGAGCCCGACGUCGACGGUGCCGACGCCGCAGUCCGAGCGGAAGCCGACGCUCCGGGAAAACGGCGACGCGUCGAAGCGGUCCGAGAGCCCGACGUCGACGGUGCGGAAGCCGACGCUCCGGGAACGGCUCCAAAAGACCGCGGCCGCGGAGUCCGCGAGCUCCGAGGAGGAGGAGGAGGAGGAGUCCGAGGAGGAGUCCGAAGACGACGACGACGACGAGUCCUCGGGCUCCGGGACGGUCUACUCCGAGGACGGGCCGGACUGGGUCGAGGGCUGGGACUCGAACCACAAGCACGUCUACUACUUCAACGUGCAGACCGAGGAGACGACGUGGACGCGGCCCUUCGGCGAGGAGAUCCGGCCCAUGUCCGCCAAGGACGCGGCGCUCCGCAAGCGCGACCUGCUCAAGUCGACGAACUACGCGGGCCCCCGGAGCCAGUGGGGCCGGACGCCGUCGGGCUCCGAGGCGUCCGAGUCCGGGCGCGAGGACGCGGAUACCGGGCCCCUCGCCCUCGAGAACGCGGCGCUCCGCGAGAUGCUCCGCGAGAGACUGGCGCGGCAGCAGCGCGGCAUCGCGGCUCCCGCGCCGGCGCCGCCGCCCGCGCCCUACGGCGUCCACCCCUACGGCAGCCACUACGCCGCGCCCUACGGCGGCUUCGCGCUCGACCCCUACGGCAACCCCAUGCUCCCCUACGGCUUCACGCCGCCGCCCCAGUUCAUGGCGCCGCCCCGCGGCGCGCCCAUGCACGGCUACCCGGCGCCCUACGGCGGCCCGCCGGCGCCGCCGUCGGAGCCGACGGGCGAGGUCGCGCCGGAGCUCGGGUGGUCCGAGCUCCCGCUCGGCCGGUGGAAACGGACCCAGCUCAAGAAGCUCUGGGCCGACGGCGCCGGCAUCGAGGACUGGGGGCGGUUCCGCGCGGACAACUUCGUCUUGUUCCACGCGUUCUCGCCCGAGGACCUGAAGCGGAAGUACGAGGAGAUGGAGGGGCUCUCAGGCUAG
Aureococcus anophagefferens is the source of this 3573-nucleotide messenger RNA. RefSeq lists its product as hypothetical. Lineage: Eukaryota; Pelagophyceae; Pelagomonadales; Pelagomonadaceae. Gene Ontology annotation, cellular component: cytoplasm. Gene Ontology annotation, molecular function: 3'-5'-DNA exonuclease activity; nucleic acid binding; protein binding. Gene Ontology annotation, biological process: DNA catabolic process. The transcript is spliced from 3 exons. The coding region runs from base 1 to 3573 and encodes 1190 amino acids. The record is from RefSeq and is a predicted model, not a curated record.